CCAAUUCCCAAGUUUCUCUUCUCAAAGGCUCGCUGUGCUAGGUUUCAAUCUCUUUUAUUUACGGCUUCGCAAUCAUCCUCGCUUCGAUCGUGUUUUUUCCCGGAUUCGCGAUGUUCGGCGUAUAUUAUUAACUCUGUUUGCAUCUUCGCUCCCUGUCUCAAGAUUCGCGGUUAUUCGAAUAUAUUGGAACUUCUGUUUAAGUUUUUUUUCUCCGAUUAUCCGAUAUAGAUUAAAAAAUGGUUGAAGGGAAGCUUUUCAAAACAAAGCUGUGCGUAUUGUAUCAAAGAGGACGCUGUUCGCGCCAGAGUUGCUCCUUCGCGCAUGGAGAUGCUGAUCUCCGUGGGGUUUCCGGUUCUUACGGCGGUAAAAGGAACUAUCGAAAUGGUGACUUGAGGGAUAAGCUUGACAGAAGGCUAUCUCCUGAGCGAAGAUAUUCUCCAAGAAGAGAUGCGAGAGACCGACAGACAUUGCGGGGAUAUAGCCCUUUGAGGUCCAUUGACAAAAAGAGAAAUCGGAAGAAGAAAGAACGUUUGGACGGACAGAGUGUUUUUUCUGAAAAAUUGAAAAUUUCAAAUGAGAUUGAAGAUCCGGUUAUAGAAGGGAGAAACAUAUCUUCUACUUCCAAAAGCUUUCUUGAGGAUCAGUUGAAAGAAGUACACUUGGAUAUUGAUAUGCUUAUUCACCGCAAGCAUGAAUUAGAGACAUUUGUGGAAGAAAAAGUUCAAGAAGCAGAUACUCUUUCCUCUCAAGUUGAGGAGCUUGCUUCUCAAUUAGAAAAAGAAAAAGAGGAAUGUAAAAGGAUCACUUCAAGAAUCAGGAUUGUCAAAGCAUAUAAUCGUUGCUCACAGAUAGAAAAUGAACUGAAGAGAUCUCAAGCUCGAUUGCAGAAGUCAGGAGAACAACUUGGUUUAAAUAUUUCUGGAACCAGUCGUGAUGAAGAGAACUCCAACAUCAAUAUUGUUAGUGACGACGAGACAAAUGGCUUACAUGCAUCCUAUCCACAAAAAGCGUUAAGGGGUAACACUUCUCCAAGCAAGAAAAGGCUGUGGUCCAAUAAAGACAUCCCUGAAGGGCCCAUUCAUGAUGGCAAAGGAUGUCCGGAAGAAACUAUCCGAUCAGGAAAGCGGUCUCGUUGGAGUGAACGCCCUACUCAUUCAAAUAUAGACAAGGAAAAUGGUUCAGUGAAAAAUGGGAACAGUGAUACCGUGCCCUCUGCAAGUAAUGAGAAGCUGAGGAAAGGAAAGAGAGUCUCAGUUAGGACAUCUACUGUUGAUAAGUUAAAGGAUGCACGUGCUUCCAUAUCAUUGCCGUCAACAAGCAUGGCUGCUCAUGCAGAUGAUGACGACGUACUAGAAGUUGAAGAGCAGAAGUUCGAGGCAUCACGCUUGCCGUUUUUACUUCCUCCACCUCCUCCGAUCCUCCGAAAUAGUUACUCACGGUACAAGGGUAAUGAUCAGGACGUGAAUGUCGACGGAGAGGAUGUCGACGGAGAGGAUGUCGACGGAGUUGAUGAAGAAAUGGUACAUGUGGAUAUUAUUUGAAUAUAUGAAUUAGUUGCUGUAAGUGCAUAUCAUCUUCAUAAAUGGUUUUCAUUCCGUUCCUGGUGGAGCGAGUUACUUUGGAUUUCCAUGUAUAUACUAUAUAUGGGUUAGGAAGCUGCUUAUUGUUUUUAUUUUAUCCUUUUUCUUGAGGCAUGUGUAUGUCCUACAAUGGCAUAAGUAAUUAUUUUUUACCGUUGAAUUAUU
Hibiscus syriacus is the source of this 1745-nucleotide messenger RNA. RefSeq names its product zinc finger CCCH domain-containing protein 40-like. NCBI's taxonomy places the organism in Eukaryota, Viridiplantae, Streptophyta, Magnoliopsida, Malvales, Malvaceae. The record is from RefSeq and is a predicted model, not a curated record. Gene Ontology annotation, molecular function: metal ion binding.